CUAGCGCGUUUAGAACCUAAGUAAACCCGUAGACUUUAUGACAAGGUCACCGAUAGCUGCAGGAUUUUGUUUUUGACUUCCCGCCCUUAGACGAGGAUCAGCCGAUUCGACACGGGCCCGGCUGUAAGACUUUCUUCCUGCCGAGACGCGAGAGGGGAAGGGGUGUGUCUGUUGCUGACGGCAGGAGAAGCCGCACUGACCCAGGAAACCCAACUGUUUGAAGAACCUCUAAGAAGAGCUGUUCCCGGUUUUGUUUUGUGGGAUUUUCUUUUUGCUGAGCACACACCUCUCUAAUACUUAAAGCCGGAGUAACCACUUAUUGACUGGAACACUUGCAGAGCCCAUUGUUCUGAGGACUGUGCUUGGAUCUGGACCAUUCUGCAUUUGCCUGAGAACUAAAAGUAGUGUCCUGAAAGCUUGUCCUCAGAUUAAGCUGUUGAACCACUACUUUCCAUUAGUGCCUGCUUCGCAAAGUAUGAUGGAUUCCUGCUUUUAUGAAUCAAGUUCUAGUUAAGUCACACAGGGAAGAACUCUUAUUUUUAUUGAGGAAUGACUAGAACAACCUGCAUGCUCAGGUAUAAAGUGUGUAGUGUGCCAAUAUAUUCCACACCAUAACUUUAGAUUCUUGCCAACCUAGUGGGUAUGCUGAUAGUUUUUGCUCAUUUCUCAGAAAUGUAAGCCCGUUGGACAUUCUUGUGACAAGAAAUGGGCUCCCAAUUAGUGCUGCUUUAAUGACACAUCCAUUUUGCCAUGCUAGACGACGAUUUUUUGGAAGAAGAGAUCUGGGAAUACAAAUCCAAAAGAAAACUAAAGCCAGUGCAUCAGAAUCAUGAUCCUGAAAACAGUCCAAAAUCAGCUGAAAAGGCAACAGAUGGGAAGCACAAAGCGAAACGACACCGAAAUAAAAAACAACCAAACAGUGGAAGAACAGUGGAAGCGAAAGAGAAGGCCAAGGACGAGGAAGGAUGCGACCGAGAAGCACCCAGUCAGACUUCUGUAGCUUCUGGUCCUGAGUCAGGUUGUGCAGAGGAUAUUCAGGCAUCUCAAGAUAAGCAGGGCACUCCAGGAAAGCACCGUAGAGCUCCUAAAAACAAACAAGUGUCCCCAAAGAUACGCCCAGUGUAUGACGGCAACUGUCCAAAUUGCCAGGUGCCUUUUUCCUCAUUGCUAGGUCAAACACCUCGAUGGCAUGUUUUUGAAUGCUUGGAUUCACCUCAGGUUUCAGAAACAGAGUGUCCUGAUGGCCUUCUGUGUACCUCCACAAUUCCCGCCCAUUACAAGAGAUACACUCACUUCCUGCUGGCCCAGACCCGGGCAGGCAGUGGCUCUCUGAGCAGCCCACCACCCACAGCGCCUGGCGUGUUUACUUGCUCCAGCGAGACGACCUUGGGCUUCCUCGGCAGCCUUUCGAAAAGAGGGCCCCCAAAGGAGAAAGGAAUUGAGAACUUUGAGAACAUUCCAGGUGAAACCUCUUUGGGGACACAGGGUCGAGCAAAAUCUCAGAGUGCCACGCAAGCCAGCCAGAAGGUUCCCGUUUCUACAAAGGCCCAGCGAGCUCUGACAUUUUCCGGGGGUGUUCCUCAGGACAAACUGCCGGGAGUGGCUUUGCCUCUGGCCGUCGAAGUCUCGGACAGCCCCCCGCCCCUCCACCUGCCACGGCCAGAACAUGACACAAGCAACUGUGAAAUCUCCUACUCGCCACUUCAGAGUGACGAAGAGCUAGAGGGUUCACAGCAGGACCUAUUUUCCAUGGAAAGCUCCAAAGCUGGCGGCCCAGACGAGCGCCAUCGAUCUUUGUUCAGCGACCUCCGCGGAGCCUCGCUGCAGCGCCUGCAAGAGAGCCGCCUCUUCAGCCAGUCCCAGGACGAGGAAGACCUGGAUAAAUACCACACCCUGGCCCAUCUCUCUCAGCUGCUUUCCCAAGACGGUGAGAGGGCCGUGUCCUGUGACCGGCCGGCCGACAUGGGGGACUGCUUUAUGAUGUUCACCCCUGCGUCAGCCGGGGCUGCCGCCCAGGAGGCCCCCUUCCCUCGAGCAAAGGACCGGAAGCAGGCCGCUGGAAAAUCAGCUGUUCACCGUCAAGUUUCUCUUCCGUUACUCGAAACUCAAGUGUUAACCCCCUUUACAACCCAGGGAGAAAGGCAUCUUCCUUUCCGUCUAAGCCAAAGUAACACCGUAGAAUUACCAGGUCAGGAUGGUUAUGCCACCAAUUGUUCAAGUCUCCGUUUCUGUGGUGUGCUGGAGAGUAACAUUUCGGGCUUGAACUCGGAGCCUUUUCCUAGCACGCCUCCCGCUGCUACGCCCGGGAAAACAGGGCCAUCUGCUCCCGAGGGCAAUACAAGGCAUUCUAACAAGGCAAUGAAACAAAUGGACAUAGGUGUGUACUUUGGACUGCCACCCAAGAGGAAAGAAGAGAAAUUGCCGGAGGAAAGCCCAUUGAAAGGGGCCAACUCCAAUCGAGCUGUGAGUCCUAAGGACAAGAAGGCUUGGUCCAAUCCAGCUGUGAGUCCUAAGGAGAGGAAGGCUCGAUCCAAUCCAGCUGUGAGUCCUAAGGAAAAGAGGGCUUGGUCCAAUCCAGCUGUGAGUCCUAAGGAGAGGAAGCCUCCAUCCAAUCCAGCUGUGAGCCCUAAGGAGAAGAAGGCCAUGCGGUGCAAGUGGAAAGCAGAGACCUCUUUAAGCGAGGCAGAACCUGAUGCAAAGAGCAGAACAGAGCGUCAGCUCCCUGUGGAGCUUUCUAGUCAAGGAGCACAACGUCAACGAAAGAGGCGUAGGAAGUCAAGUGCACUGCCAGAAGGAGCGUCUGGGGAGUCAGAACACAUCCGCAAGACAGAGUCUGGGCCGGUCAACGUCAAUAAAGGCCGCGGCUUCAGAAGAGCCGCUGGCGGCGGGCUGCCCGGGCGGCCCUCUGCAGCCCCAGAGUUCCCUAAUGCAGAAGGACUACGGAAAAGGCAGUGUCCCUUCUAUAAGCAGAUUCCUGGAACUGGCUUUACGGUAGAUGCCUUUCAGUAUGGAUUGAUUGAAGGCUGCACCGCCUACUUCCUCACACAUUUCCAUUCAGAUCAUUAUUCCGGCUUGUCUAGAAAAUUCACUGCUCCCGUGUACUGUAGUCAGAUAACCGGCAAUCUGCUGAAGAGCAAGCUUCAUGUGCAAGAACAAUACAUCCAUCCAUUGCCAAUGGACACGGAAUGUAUAGUGAAUGGUGUUAAAGUUGUUUUGCUUGACGCCAAUCACUGCCCAGGUGCUGUCAUGAUCCUUUUUUAUCUUCCCAACGGGACGGUCACUCUGCACACCGGAGACUUCAGAGCCGACCCCACCAUGGAGCGUUCUCUUCUUGCCGGCCUGAGAGUCCACACGCUGUACUUGGACACAACGUACUGCAGCCCGGAAUACUCCUUCCCAUCGCAGCAAGAGGUCAUCCAGUUUGCCAUCAACACUGCCUUUGAGGCUGUAACGCUAAACCCGCGGGUCCUUGUUGUCUGUGGCACCUACUCUAUUGGAAAAGAGAAAGUCUUCCUUGCCAUUGCUGAUGUUUUGGGUUCAAAAGUUGCCAUGUCGCAAGAAAAGUAUACAACCUUACGGUGUCUCAACAUCCCCGAUAUGGAUUCCCUCAUUACAACAGACAUGUGUGGUGCCUUGGUUCACCUUUUACCAAUGAUGCAAAUUACCUUUAAGGGCUUACAGAAACAUUUGAAGGCGUGUGGUGGGAAAUACAAUCAGAUCUUGGCCUUCCGACCCACAGGAUGGACACAUUCCAACAAGCUUACCAGGACAGCAGAUAUCGCUCCCCAGACCAGAGGAAACAUUUCGAUAUAUGGAAUCCCUUACAGUGAGCACAGCAGCUACCUUGAAAUGAAGCGCUUUGUCCAGUGGCUGAAACCCAAGAAAAUCAUCCCAACCGUCAAUGUUGGCACCUGGAGAAGCAGGGGUGCCAUGGACCAGCAUUUCAGAGAGUGGAGGCUAGAAGCUGGGUAUUAAUGAGACCACCCAGCACCGAGGAGGAAUGCAGCCACUGCACCUGCCAUGUGUUAGGACUGAGAUCUCUACCUGUCUGAAAGGGGUUUUCACUUCAGGUGAAUAACCUGAAGGUCAUUCACGUAACUUAUUUUCUCAUUAACCUUGUUAACCUUGGACUCGCAUGCUUAUGGUGCUGGGUGCCUGUCAGCAUGGUCAGCGGUCAUUGAGACUGGAUCUCCUACGGUCCUUAGGAGUUGACCCGUCCCUAUGGGCUAGUUAUAUUCUAUAUCAGCUUUUAAGAAGGUAACAAAAGCAGGUCCUGAGACCAGCAGGAUUUAUGAUCACGGGUAAACGAGGCUGAAAGCAGUAAAUAAAUGUUAUCGUGGAUCUUUAAAAUUAUUUUAUAUGGGGCAUAGUUUAUGAGCUAAAACUUUUAUAUGAAAUAUAUAUACAUAAAUAAAAACAAAUCCUAGUGUCA
Echinops telfairi (small Madagascar hedgehog) is the source of this 4432-nucleotide messenger RNA. It is a transcript of the gene DCLRE1A, whose product is annotated as DNA cross-link repair 1A. Gene Ontology annotation, molecular function: damaged DNA binding; 5'-3' DNA exonuclease activity. The coding region runs from base 751 to 3975 and encodes 1074 amino acids. Gene Ontology annotation, biological process: protection from non-homologous end joining at telomere; double-strand break repair via nonhomologous end joining; interstrand cross-link repair. The record is from RefSeq and is a predicted model, not a curated record. Lineage: Eukaryota; Metazoa; Chordata; Mammalia; Afrosoricida; Tenrecidae. The transcript has 10 exons.